CCAUGUUUCCUGUACUGGGGGGUUUGGCAGCACUGCCUAGGGUCUGUUUAAGCUCUUGGCCUUCACAGAGAGCCAGGCACCCUGAAUACAGAGCAUUCUACCCACGGGACCAGAUGGUGACAGGGGAGGAAAGGCUGUCACAGGGCCUUGCAGUCAGGUGGACAAAUAGCAGCUGUGGACACAAACAUCUUCUGGAGAAUGGCACCUUACCAAGUAAGAAUGAGGACUGCAAGAGGAGGGGGCACAAGAAGCCUGAGAGGAAGAAAAGCAGUGAGACACCUUCAGUCUUCCAGCCAGGCUUCCUUAUGAUGGAAACCUGGUCUGGGUUGCUCAUUACUGAACCUCCUCACACCUGGAGCAGUGCCUGGCACAAGGAGCUUACGAAUCCUCAGAACAGAAGAAACAGAGACGAUUGCUGCCUUCAUUUUAGAGACAAAGAGGUGAGGAGAGCCAGGCAUUCCUCUUUCAACAAGAUUGGCCUUCAAUGUAUUAACACUCUGGACUGUGCCACCACCUCUCAACAGGUGAUUGAACUGAUUCACAGGAAUACCACCAGCGAAAGUCCUGGUAGAGUAUUUCUCAGACCCACUUCACCUCACUCAGGAAGAUGAUGACUAACCUUGGUGAAUAUUGUUCACUAAUGAUGAUCUUCAUUCCUCUUGAAUAAGAGGGAAGAAUGACAAGGUUGAACUUUAUCUUGUCCUGCAAUACAACAAUUGAUGGUCAAGAAAUCCUCCUCUACCCUCAAAGUAAAUCAUCAUAUAAGACACCUGCUUUUAUGUUUAUUGCAGCACUAUUUACAAUAGCAAAGAUCUGGAAUCAACCUAAAUGUCCACCAACACCAUCAACAGGAGACGGGAUCCAAAAAGAAAUGUGAGAUAUACAUAUAGAUAUACAUAUAGAUAUACAUAUACAUACACAUACAUACACACAC
Messenger RNA from Cercocebus atys (sooty mangabey), 934 nucleotides. RefSeq lists its product as uncharacterized. Lineage: Eukaryota; Metazoa; Chordata; Mammalia; Primates; Cercopithecidae. The transcript has 5 exons. The coding region runs from base 3 to 611 and encodes 202 amino acids. The record is from RefSeq and is a predicted model, not a curated record.